Drosophila serrata is the source of this 2224-nucleotide messenger RNA. It is a transcript of the gene Hr78, whose product is annotated as Hormone-receptor-like in 78. Gene Ontology annotation, molecular function: zinc ion binding; sequence-specific DNA binding; DNA-binding transcription factor activity. Gene Ontology annotation, biological process: regulation of DNA-templated transcription. NCBI's taxonomy places the organism in Eukaryota, Metazoa, Arthropoda, Insecta, Diptera, Drosophilidae. The record is from RefSeq and is a predicted model, not a curated record.
GUGUAGCAUUGCAAUCGGAAAGCCUGGCAAACGCUGCCAUUGUUCGCGAGAAAAAAGGUUCAAGCAAGCUAAACGAGUCUAAGAAUAUUGCACUAAAUCGUCGGUAGUGUAUAACCAUAGUGCCCUAAAAAAGUGAUCUUUUAAAAGUUUAAUAAUGGUGAUGACUGAAUUCCUAUAAGAAUUAGCAAGACCCAAUUUACGCCUAUUUAUACGCCGAGUUCUGUAUAAACCAACAAUGGACGGCGUUAAGGUUGAGGCGUUCAUCAAAAGCGAAGAAAACCGAGGAGCGAUGACUCUGAUUGGAAGUAGCAGUGCGUCGGGCGGCGCCCCUUCAGUGGGAGUGGGCAGCGGUGCAGGAGCCGUGGGAAUCGGAGCAUCCGCCACGUUGAGCGUGGAACUGUGUCUAGUGUGUGGAGACCGCGCCUCCGGGCGCCACUACGGCGCCAUCAGCUGCGAGGGCUGCAAGGGCUUCUUCAAACGCUCUAUCCGCAAGCAGCUGGGCUACCAAUGUCGAGGCGCAAUGAACUGUGAGGUGACGAAGCACCAUCGGAACCGGUGCCAGUUCUGCAGGCUGCAGAAGUGUCUGGCCAGCGGCAUGCGAAGUGAUUCUGUGCAGCAUGAAAGGAAGCCGAUUGUGGACAGAAAGGAGGGAAUCAUUAACGCAGCAGCAGGUGGCUCAUCCGCUUCUGGUGGUGGAGGAGGCUCCUCCACUUACCUGUCCGGGAAAGCAAGCUAUCAGUCUGGUGGGCGUGGUAAAGGGCACAGUGUCAAGGCCGAGGCCGCCGCCACGCCCCCUGUGCAGAGCACCCCUGCCACGCCGUUCAACUUGAACGAGAAUUUGUUCCCAAUGGGCCUGAACUUUGCUGAAUUAACGCAGACCUUAAUGUUUGCCACACAACAGCAGCAACAGCAACAACAGCAACAGCAGAGCGGCACAUACUCCCCAGAUCUUCCCAAAGCAGAUCCUGAAGACGACGAAGAUGAUUCGAUGGACAAUAGCAGUACGCUGUGCCUGCAGCUAUUGGCCAACAGCGCCAGCAACAAUAAUUCACAGCACCUGAACUUUAAUGCUGGAGGCGAGGCACCGACGACCACACUCCCUACAACCUCGACAAUGGGCCUUAUCCAGAGCUCGAUGGAUAUGCGGGUGAUUCACAAGGGACUACAGGUGUUGCAACCUAUCCAGAAUCAAUUGGAGAAGAGUGGGAAUCUUAGUUUGAAGCCAGAAUGCGAUUCAGAGGCGGAGGACAGCGGCACCGAGGAUGCUGCCGAUGGUGAACUGGAGCACAUGGACCUUGACUUUGAGUGCGGUGGAAAUCGAGGCUCCAGCGCGAGCGAUUUUGUGGUUAAUGAGGUAGUAUUUGAACAGGAUCUGCUUACUGACGCCCAGUGCGCCUUUAAUGUUCAACCUCCGACAUUGGUUCACUCGUAUUUGAACAUCCAUUAUGUGUGUGAAACGGGCUCGAGGAUUAUUUUUCUUACUAUCCACACUCUUCGCAAAGUACCAGUGUUUGAUCAACUGGACGCCCAAAGUCAAGUGAAACUGUUGCGAUGUGCCUGGCCGGCUCUCAUGGCUGUAGCGUUGGCCCAAUGCCAGGGCCAGUUAUCGGUAUCUACUAUUAUUGGGCAGUUUAUACAGAGCACUCGGCAGUUGGCAGACAUUGAUAAGAUUGAGCCCCUCAAGAUCUCUAAGAUGGCCAAUCUCACUCGCACCCUGCACGAUUUUGUUCAGGAACUACAAUCGCUGGACGCCACGGAUCUUGAGUUCGGGCUUGUGCGACUAAUCCUGCUCUUCAAUCCGUCACUAUUGCAGCAACGCAAAGAGCGCCAGCUACGGGGAUACGUUCGAAAAGUUCAACUUAAAGCCUUAUCAAAUUUACGUCGACAGGGAGGAAUUGGUGGUGAAGGAGAGGAGCGUUUCCAUGCACUAGUGGCCAGACUUUUACCACUAAGCAGCCUGGAUGCAGAGGCCAUGGAGGAGCUGUUUUUCGCCAAUUUGGUUGGGCAGAUGCAGAUGGAUGCUCUGAUUCCAUUUAUACUGAUGACUAGCAAUACCAGUGGUUUGUAGUUGAAGGAAGAAUUAAGAAUAUGCGGGGCGGGCAAUGAAGCUGCGCAACGCCCACAAGCAAGACUGAAGAUGGACCAAGUGCGGGCAAUACACGUAGAAAUUAGGAAAAUCCCCAUUAUCUAUAUUUAAUAAAUAUUUUAUCAGACAAUAUUGAAA